GCAAAUUCACUUGCUCAGUAAAGGAUCUGAGUCACAUUGAAUGGUCUGAACACGUUUACUUGGUAGAAUGAGGAGGAAAGAAGGGGAAUUUAUAUACGUUGUAAGAUCAUGUUAGUUAAUCAUUCAAUGUCGUUGACGAUAUCGUGACGCUACGCAGUUUAGUGAUCGAUUUGUUUGCAUUUUUAUUACGUCAGUGUUGCAGUGUUACGGAAUACUGGCAAUGGAUAAGGCCGUUGUUUUAUUAGUAACAUCAUUAGUCUUAAAUCACAAUGCUGUUGGAAAAAGCUGGUACAGAUAUGAGCCGAGUGAACGCUCUGAUCAUAGAAUAAUCUUUGAAGAUUACAGAGAUACACGAUAUAACGACAAUGAUUUUGUUGAAUUGGAACACCAUGACGAUCAUAGAGUAGGGCACAAACAUCCUAGGGAUUGGAAUCUAGAUCGUAUUUGGUUCCCAGACUCUAGUAAUGAAAACCGGGAUGUAACCACUAGAUCAACAACAGAUUUUCCGCAAGUGACGACAAUAUCGCGGUCGCAAAGUACAGAGGAAUGCAUCAAGAGGUGCCCCACGACUUCUGAAUACAACCCUGUCUGUGGUACAAAUAAAAUUACUUACUCUAACAUAGGACAUUUGGAAUGUGCACGGUUAUGCGGCCUUGAUGUAAAUCUGUAUCGGAAACUACCAUGUUUUGCAACUGAGACCACUAUAUUCCCGACAACUACGACUGAAUCUAACUCUCAACGUCGUUGCAUAGAAUCUUGUCCCACAACACCCGAGUAUAAUCCUAUUUGCGGUACCAACAAUGUAACAUACCAGAAUAGGGGUAAAUUGGAAUGUGCAAAAAUAUGUGGCGUUGAUGUGGAAUUAAAGCGAUUAAGCCCUUGUCCAAAACCAAUUACAACUCCACCCCCGAACGGAAAUGAUUUCUUUAAUUUGGGAGACCAACCAUCCUGGGCGAGCAAUACAGAAGCACCUCAUAGUACCUUUACUAUAUCACAAGAUGUCUUAAAUAAUGUGUUUAAUGCACCCACACGAGAUUCAGAUUAUGACUUCGACGUUCGAUUUAAAGAAUAAUCAUUGUUAUACCACGAUUAGUCUCUAGUUAAAAAUAACUUAUAAAAUUCGCAUGUUUAAAGAAAAUAUAAUUAUACCAAAUUUA
Molecule: messenger RNA, 1157 nt
Organism: Papilio polytes (common Mormon)
Lineage: Eukaryota; Metazoa; Arthropoda; Insecta; Lepidoptera; Papilionidae
Exons: 5
Coding region: 221-1072 (283 amino acids)
Molecular function (GO): serine-type endopeptidase inhibitor activity; protein binding
Source: RefSeq, a predicted model, not a curated record